GAGGCGCCGGUGCUGCUAGACCGAGGCGGCAGCGGGUCACGACGUGGGGCGGCCAGCGAUGAAGCCGCCCAGUUCAUUGCAAACAAGUGAGUUUGACUCAUCAGAUGAAGAGCCUAUUGAAGAUGAACAGACUCCAAUUCAGCUAUCAUGGCUACCCCUGUCACGAGUGAAUUGUUCUCAGUUUCUUGGUUUGUGUGCUCUUCCAGGUUGUAAAUUUAAAAAUGUUAGAAGAAAUAUCCAAAAAGACACAGAAGAACUAAAGAGCUAUGGUAUACAAGACAUAUUUGUUUUCUGCACCAGAGGGGAACUGUCAAAAUACAGAGUCCCAAACCUUUUGGACCUCUACCAUCAGUAUGGAAUUAUCACUCAUCAUCAUCCAAUCCCAGAUGGAGGGACUCCUAACAUAGCCAGCUGCUGUGAAAUAAUGGAGGAGCUCGCAAUCUGCCUUAAGAAUAACCGGAAAACCUUAAUACACUGUUAUGGAGGACUUGGAAGAUCUUGUCUUGUAGCCGCUUGUCUCCUACUAUACCUGUCUGACACAGUUUCACCAGAGCAAGCCAUAGACAGCCUGAGAGACCUAAGAGGAUCUGGGGCAAUACAGACUAUAAAGCAAUAUAAUUAUCUUCAUGAAUUUCGGGACAAACUAGCCGCACAUCUAUCAUCAAGAGAUUCAUUAUCAAGAUCUGUAUCUAGAUAAAAAAGAAUUUCAAAUAACAUAUAUAUGACCAUGUCUGAAAUUUAAGAGCUAUUUAACAUAAUUUGUAUUGAAACAAAAUUUACUAGUGUUAUCAACUUGAAUGUAAAUGUGUACGUGCAAAUAUUCCUAAAGCUUUUAUUGACAAAUUUCAGUUGUAUCUCUUAUCUCUUCUAGAAGAUCGAAAAACUGCUAUAUAAUGUUUGAAAUGUACUGUCUCCUCUGGUAUGUUUUACUUAGAAAUAAUGCUGAAGU
Puma concolor (puma) is the source of this 949-nucleotide messenger RNA. RefSeq names its product cyclin dependent kinase inhibitor 3 (gene CDKN3). The record is from RefSeq and is a predicted model, not a curated record. Gene Ontology annotation, molecular function: protein tyrosine phosphatase activity. Lineage: Eukaryota; Metazoa; Chordata; Mammalia; Carnivora; Felidae. Gene Ontology annotation, biological process: protein dephosphorylation.